Messenger RNA from Poecilia latipinna (sailfin molly), 2732 nucleotides. RefSeq names its product homeobox protein SIX4-like. Gene Ontology annotation, molecular function: RNA polymerase II cis-regulatory region sequence-specific DNA binding; DNA-binding transcription factor activity, RNA polymerase II-specific. Lineage: Eukaryota; Metazoa; Chordata; Actinopteri; Cyprinodontiformes; Poeciliidae. Gene Ontology annotation, biological process: regulation of transcription by RNA polymerase II. The transcript has 3 exons. Gene Ontology annotation, cellular component: transcription regulator complex; nucleus. The coding region runs from base 322 to 2334 and encodes 670 amino acids. The record is from RefSeq and is a predicted model, not a curated record.
GCACAGGUGAGUACCGGGAAUAAAGCCCUGCUGGAAGAUCCAUGACUGACAGCUGAAAGCCAAACAUUCGCGCAUGAAUCGCGCUCGCUCCUCCCUCAUGGGGCCCUCAGCGGCCAAUGGCGUGGCUCUCCUUCAGAUAGACCCCAGCGUAUCUCCCUCCAGCCCCAGUCCCCGCAGAGUAAAAGUCACGUUGGAAGGAAGAGGGGAGAGAGAUAUCUGCUUACAGCUGCUGUCAGAUAUCCGAUCGGGUUCGCAUGGCGAGGAGGUAACCUGAUCGAGCGGGGAGGAGUGACUCUGCCAGGGAAGGCUCGAACAAAAAAAAUGUCUUCUUCUGCCGGAGAGGUCACGGCAGUGAAUGACAUCAAGAGGGAAAAUGUGAAGGAGGUGGAUAAGCGUGAGAGCAUCAAGCUGGUGGCGCUGGACGCGGCGGAGUUGUCCAUGGAGCGCACGGCUCCCAACGCCGACGCGGUGCGCACGGAGCUGCUGGUGAGCGCCGCUUCCUCCCUGGCUUUCUCCCCGGAGCAAGUGGCGUGCGUGUGCGAGGCGCUGCAGCAGGGGGGCAACGUGGACCGGCUGGCGAGGUUCUUGUGGUCCUUACCCCAAAGCGACCUGCUCCGCGGCAACGAAAGCAUCCUGAAAGCCCAAGCCCUCGUUGCCUUCCAUCAGGCGCGCUACCAGGAGCUCUACAGUAUUUUGGAGAACCAUAGUUUCAACCCGUCCAACCACACCUUUCUGCAGGAACUGUGGUACAAGGCCCGGUACACGGAGGCGGAGAAGGCGCGGGGGAGACCCCUGGGCGCCGUGGAUAAGUACCGGAUCCGGAGAAAAUACCCUCUCCCCAGGACUAUCUGGGACGGCGAGGAGACGGUUUAUUGUUUCAAGGAGAGGUCGCGGAACGCGCUGAAGGAUCUCUACAAUCAGAACAGGUACCCGUCUCCAGCCGAGAAACGGAAUCUGGCCAAGAUAACCGGACUCUCCUUGACCCAAGUCAGCAACUGGUUCAAAAACAGGCGGCAGAGGGACAGAAACCCAUCGGAAGCGCAGUCCAAAAGUGAGUCUGAUGGAAACCACAGCACAGAGGACGAGUCCAGUAAGGGCCAGGAGGAGCUGUCCCCUCGUCCUCUCUCCAACUCUUCAGACGGAGUGAUAACCCACGGGAGCCUCCCGGCUCAGGCUGGACCUCUGGACGGGGGUGUCGUCAUCCAGCAGAUCGGCGACAUCAAGAUGUCAGGAUCCAGCGGUGGUGGCGUCUACAAUGGCAGCCUCGCAACCACUAAUACUUCCUCCACCGUGUUUCACAAUGGCGGCUCAUCCUACCUCCACUCGCCUGGAAACAUCCUGUUCAACGGGCUCAAUCUGGGCAUCCAGCCGCUGGCGUUCAACCCCCUGAGGCCGCCCGGCGGGGUGCUGCUGGGCGGCUCCGGGGGGGACAUGCACAUGCAGACGGGCCAGGAGAAGGGACUGGGCGGCGCCGAGGAGUCCGUCCUGCAGUACUCCUCCUACUCGGGCUGCGUGAAUGGGUCGGAGGUGAAGCUGGAGGGCAUCCACACUAUGGCGGCCCAGAACGGAGGCACCUCUGUGCUCACCUUCAGCUCGCCGUCUGCAGCUCUGCAACUCGGCGGCUACAGUCUGGUCCCGGUACCGAGCGGAGUCCCUGACAGUGACGGCAGUGCGCUGCUCAACAGUGAUGUAGGUCUUCCUCCUCUACAGCUGCCGUCUGCUUCAUCUUCCUCAACAAUUACUCAACAAGGUAACAUGUCUCUGAACAGCGCAGUGGUGAGCUCGUCUAGUGAAGACUCCUUCCAGCCGCAGGACAAGCUAGCCAUGACGUCUCUGCACCACAACAGCGUCCUCUACAGUCUGAGCAACCAGACCGCCAUCAAGAAGGAGCCUCUGGACGGCGGGAUUUACUCCUCGUACCACGCCGGGCUGCACCUGGACCCCAGCGGUCAGAUCAGCUACACCAGCCCCGACUCGGCCUCCAGCCAUGCCGCCGACGUCACCGUCAGCUCGUCCAGCUCCGAGCCGGAGGUCUACACCACCCUCACCAACAGCACGCCUCUGAUGGCUCCGACGGACCAGGACGCCCAUCACCAUCUGCAGCCGGCGGAGUACCUGGGCUCCCACGAGGUGCACCGAGGGGCCCCGCCCUCACACCUGAUGGGCCCCGGGAUGAACAGUGACUACAUGAACCUGCCGGACAGCAAGGCGGACGGCUCGGGGGCCGGUGGGAUGAACGAGAUGGUGCGGGCAAUGUGUGGGGAGCUGGAAGAGGGGAAGGAGCUAGCCAAACUACAGACUGUGCAGAUGGACGAGGGCAUGUCCGACCUUUAACCUCAGACUUUGAAGCACUCACAUCCACCUGGGCAGUCAUAUGAGGAAUCUUUUUACUCUUCUGUGUGCGUGUGAGUGUGUGUGUGAGUUUUUAAGCAUUGAUUUCCUUUAAAUUAUUUGCUUUUAUUUUCACUUUUGAAAUGCACUCUAGUCAGAAAGGAUCCGUGUGGGUGGGCUGCUUCAGCUUUUUACAAAAACGUAAAAAUAAAAGAGGCUGUGAGGUGUUAAAAAACAUUCAUGUGAAGAACCAGUGACGCCUCGUCCACAUGUAGCCCGAUAUCUGAGAAAACAAAUACAUUUUUAUAAGUUAUGCUGUUUCAUCCACACGAAAACUCUGUUUAAUAUCACUAAAAACAAUUACGUUUCAGACAUAUUAAAAAUAAAACUCUGUAUUUGUG